GUCACCACGGCCCAGCGCGGGCCUGCGCCAUCUUGCUGAAUCAUGUCGGAGAAGAAGGCGCCGGUCGACCUCGGCUUGUUGGAGGAGGACGAUGAGUUCGAGGAGUUCCCCGCUGAAGGCUGGACUGGUUUAGAUGAAGAUGAAGAUGCCCAUGUCUGGGAAGAUAACUGGGAUGAUGACAAUGUAGAGGAUGAUUUUUCUAACCAGUUAAGAGCUGAAUUAGAAAAAUUUGGAUACAAGAUGGAAACCUCAUAGGUGAAGUUCUGCAGGAUAAGAAUGUCUGUCUGGAAAAUAUAGAAUAAAGAAUUCUGCACACGUUUAAAAAAAAUGGUCUGUGGCAAAUGCAACACUGGAAGUGAGAUGUAAUAGAAACUGAAAUGUUGUUCAACAUUUACAAAGGAGGACACAAUUUUCUUGUGAAUUUUCCUUUUUAUUUUCAUAAAUUGUUUUGAAACGUAAUGUCGUCUGCAAAGCUUUUCUUCCCUCUAUAAUGGUGCCAUUCGUGGCAGAACACUAUGCCGAGUGUAAGCAUGUACAAAACCCCGAGAAUCCACAAAAUCUGCUUUACAGAUUUCAUCAAAGCUAUAAUUUUUCAGCAGGUACAAAAGAUCAAAUCAUAAAUCAAAUCUUUGUUUUUGAGAUUCAUGUAUGUCUACAUUUCACAAAAUAAAAUGGCAUUACAAAAUAAA
Messenger RNA from Hemiscyllium ocellatum (epaulette shark), 689 nucleotides. RefSeq names its product SEM1 26S proteasome subunit (gene sem1). Lineage: Eukaryota; Metazoa; Chordata; Chondrichthyes; Orectolobiformes; Hemiscylliidae. The record is from RefSeq and is a predicted model, not a curated record. Bases 43 to 255 code for a protein of 70 amino acids. Gene Ontology annotation, cellular component: proteasome regulatory particle, lid subcomplex; proteasome complex. The transcript is spliced from 3 exons. Gene Ontology annotation, biological process: proteasome assembly; mRNA export from nucleus; double-strand break repair via homologous recombination.